UUAUGGAACUUGAAAAACUCCAACACACUCCACAGCAAAGUUAACAUACAUGAGUGGGACUGAGACCAAUUGGUAUUUAAAUAUAAAGACCCAGCACUAAAGGGCGUUAUUCGCCUAAUUAAAAAGCUGCGCUGUGUAGCGUUCCAUGGAUAAAUAAAAAUCUAUGCAACACAAUACUUACUUCAAGCUUUCAAUAUGAGAGCAUAUCUACAUUAUUUGAUCUGCUUACUAGUUCUACACAGCACGGAUGCUUAUGGGACACUGGAGGAUCUUGCCAUGUCCGUGGCGAGCUUAGAAAGCUUAAUACAUGCCCAAAGUCUAUUUAUAGACGAGCUCUUCGAUUAUACCCAGGCUUUGCAGACAACACUUAACACAUUCGAGAGAUGCUUGUUUGAAGUGCGCGCAAAGAUGCAGCAUUGGAGGGCUGAUCCCGAGGCAUAUCUAGCCAAUCCCUUGAACAGUUAUGCGCUGAUACGGCGCCUCCACGAGGACUGGAGUUACAUUGAGGCGUAUAUGCAAAAACCAGUUGGCUCAGAGUAUGCUGAAAAUGUGAAUUGGCUUUUUGAGGACUAUGCGCCCACAGCCACAGACCUGGAGGAUGCCAUGAAGGCCAUAAUACGAAUACAAGACUGCUAUGAUCUGGAUGCGGCGCAGCUGGCCAACGGGCUGAUUGAUGGCAAGCAAUACAAUGCCCAACUAAAUGCUCUUGACUGCUUUGCUUUGGCCGAGUUCUGCACGAAGAAGCCACAGUUACACUAUGCUGUGGCCUGGUACAAGGAAGCUCUUGAAAGGUAUUACUAUAGCCAAGAUAACGAGCUAUAUGAUACAGUUUAUAAACUAACAGUGAAUGAUUUAUAUGGAAAAUAUGCCAACAAGCUUUCGGAGAACAAUAAUAAUAAGGAGGCUUUAAAUGUGCUCAACAAAGCCGCUGAUUUACAUAGUUUACUCUGGCUACAGCGAAAAUUAUUGGAAGAUUCCGUUCGUCAUACAAGCACAGGCUAUAAGUUUGAAAAAGACCCCCUGAAUUCUAUGCAGAUCGGUUGCCGCGGCCAGUUUCCAAAUUUAACGCAAAUGUAUUGUUACUAUCAAAAUUCAAAGGAACCUUUUUUAAUUCUGGCACCGCUUAAAGUGGAAUUACUAAACAAUGAACCUUACUUGGCGCUAUAUCACGAUGUCAUCUAUGAAACUGAAAUUAAAAAACUAUUGAGCUUAGAUCUUGCCAGCAUGAGACACGAUCGAACUGCAGACCAUAAAAACUCCGUUAAGUACACAACCGUGACGAGGGACCUGGAUGAUGUGCUCAAUUAUCGUGUUAUGGAUAUGACAGCCAUGAACGUGGCCUCCGAAAAGGACUUUCUGCUCAUCAACUUUGGCAUAGGUGGCCACAUAAGAGCACUCUCUGAGCAGCAGCCGCAACUGGACACUGUCAGGGCCUCCAUUAUAUUUUUCCUGAGUGAAGUGCCGCAAGGGGGCGACACUAUUUUUCCAGAACUGGAAAUUGCCAUCAAGUCCAAAAAAGGCGCCGCAUUAGUGACGCAUCAUUUGGACAAGCAGCUAAAUAUUGAUCUUAGCUCGGAUCAUUUGUCAUGCCCCGUCUUGGUGGGCUCCAUGUGGAGUAGGUUCUUUAAAAUUUCUUUAAAAAAUUCAACUCGAAAUAACUUUUUACACGCCAAAGCAUUGUCAGUUUACCAUCCGAUUGGCUGCGAAGUGCUUAUAAUGAGGUUCCAACUCGCAGUUUUUAGUUUCUCAAUCUUGGUUUAUGGCACGCUUGUUAAUGGCUCUAAAAAUUACACGACAGAGCUGUAUAGCAGCUCCAUUGUGGGACUGUUAAAGCUGUUAGAUAUUGAGGAUAAGUUUGUGGCUAAUUUGCAGGAAUAUGCCGAAGACCUAGAGGAUAAGUUGGAAACGCUGCAAAUCUAUUUAAGGACGCUGAAUCGUGAUGCUCUGAAGAGCACAAAAGAACAAGAACAAUAUGUCUCAAAUCCGCUGAAAGCAUUCGGGCUUAUUCGACGCAUACGUCAAGACUGGCGCGCAUUACAGGACUUGACGGAGGCAAAGGCGGGUGCAGCAGCACAGCUGGCAGCUAUGACAGAGCUUCUGGCCAAAGCGCCAACUGAGCAUGAUAUGGAAGAGUCGCUGCUGGGCAUAAAUCGCAUCGAGCUGACCUAUGACCUCAGUGCAAUUGACAUAGCAGAAGGUCGCCUGCGAGGCAAGCAAUUCAACAAUACGCUUUCGAUACGUGACUGUUUGGCCAUAGCUAAUCACAAAUAUGACAACAAGGACUACGGCCGGGCUUUACUCUGGUACCACAUUGCAUUUAGGCGCGCUAACGAACCCAAUUUCUUGGCCUACAAUAAAAUAUUGGGUAGGCCCCUAGCCGGUAUGCGUCGCAAAUUUGCCAGAGCGCGUCUAUUGCAAGGUAUGCCGUUCAUUGAGCCCACACUGAACGAAACACAAACGCAGGAAAAAGUUGAUGAAAUACUGAAGGCAACCAACUCAAGUCAAUUGGAGAAUUUCGUAAACGAACUGUUAGAACAGGAAGACGUGGACGUUUUAGGGGUAAACCUACUAAAACCGAAACCGACAGCCCAUUAUUUGGGCUGUCGUGGCCUUUUUGCCAGUCGCAAAAAUCUGAGUUGUCGUUACAACUCGACAACCACGCCGUUCCUGCGACUGGCACCGCUCAAAUUGGAGGAGAUCAGCCACGAUCCAUAUAUAGUCAUGUACCAUCAAGUGCUGUCCGACAGCGAGAUUGUGGAAAUGAAGCGGCUAACUGGGCGUAUGGAAAAUGGCUUAUCGGGUGCCGAUACGCCGAAUAAUACAGAGCCGCUCGACAUCGUAGCACGCGCUAGCUGGCUGGUGGAGACGACACCGUUUCGGGAGCGCAUCAAUCAACGCAUCACAGACAUGACGGGCUUCGAUGUGCAGGAUUUUUUGCCUCUAAUGGUGGCUAACUACGGCAUAGGCAACUACUUCCAGCCCCACUACGACUACAUGUACGGUGGGCGUGUGUCUGGUGAGUCCGUUGCCGAACUGGGCGAGCGUAUAGCCAGUCUGAUAUUCUACGCGAGCGAUGUCGCACAAGGUGGGGCCACCACAUUUCCCGACAUUCAAGUUGCAGUUCAGCCCCUAAAGGGCAACAGCCUGUUUUGGUAUAAUAUGUUCGAUGACGGCACACCGGAUCCUCGUUCUUUGCAUUCCGUAUGCCCUACUAUUGUGGGUUCCAGAUGGACGCUCACCAAGUGGUUGCACAUGUGGCCCCAGAUGUUUAUCAAGCCCUGCUUCGGAAGGCCAUCAAAAUAAGCCUCGAAGAUAAUUUAAAUGAUUUACUUUUAAUUCCUUUAAAAUUUAUAUAUAUA
Messenger RNA from Drosophila montana, 3359 nucleotides. RefSeq lists its product as uncharacterized. The record is from RefSeq and is a predicted model, not a curated record. Gene Ontology annotation, biological process: peptidyl-proline hydroxylation to 4-hydroxy-L-proline. Lineage: Eukaryota; Metazoa; Arthropoda; Insecta; Diptera; Drosophilidae. Gene Ontology annotation, molecular function: L-ascorbic acid binding; iron ion binding; protein binding. The transcript has 14 exons. Gene Ontology annotation, cellular component: endoplasmic reticulum. The coding region runs from base 196 to 3303 and encodes 1035 amino acids.